Molecule: messenger RNA, 1836 nt
Organism: Aegilops tauschii subsp. strangulata
Lineage: Eukaryota; Viridiplantae; Streptophyta; Magnoliopsida; Poales; Poaceae
Product: elicitor-responsive protein 3
Source: RefSeq, a predicted model, not a curated record
UUUCUUUCUCCGUUUCAAUCAUUUCUCCUUUUGUUUCCUCUCUGUAAACAAAUAUAAGAGCAUUUAGAUCACUAAAAUAGUGAUCUAAAAUCUUUUAUAUUUCUUUACAGAGGGAUUUUUUUGUUUCUUUCUUAGUUUUAUCGGUUUUGUUUUUUCUUUGUUUCUUUCUCAGUAUUCACAGUUUUCAUUCUGUUGCACUGGUUUUAAUUAGUUUUCUGUGUUUUGUUGUUUCUUUUGUCGAUUUUCAUUGGUUUUUUCUCUCUCUUUCCAUAUAGGGCAGGAAUAUAUUUUUAUAAACGUUCAACAUUUUCAAAUUAUACAGUACAUUUUUGGUAUACAUCUGAAAGAUUUUUCAGUUACAAGAUUAAUAAUUUUUUAAAUAUAGAUUUUGAUGUCAACCUUUUAUAUACACGUUCAAUAUUCUUCGUAUUUUUUUUGAUAGACACACCAACUAUCAAAAUUCGAAGAGGGCAAACAAAUCUAGCGAUACAAACUUUGGCAUGCUCUUCCCCGAUGCCAGACUCAUUGAGGUGAGAAGGUGCCAAAGAAAACUUAUUCAACACGCCACACCACCGCCACCACCUUCUGGAAACAAAACCUAAUAAGGAAAAUAAAAAUAAAAAGGUCCAUCAUUUUUUGUUUUUAAACACAGUACAGACACAAGCACUCAUACAUACGCGCAAACACUCAUCGCUAUGAACGCAUACACGCACAUCCUACCCUUAUAAGCAUCUUCAAAAGACUAAGCCGACAUAUCAUCUUCAGAUUUACGAAGUCAUCGUAGGCGCUUCGUGAGAACAUCUUCUUUCACUAAAAGCACAUGCAGGAAUAAUGCGAACAUCAAGAAUUAAAACUUGGUGGGCUGAAAUAUCACAGUCCCUUUAACCAUUCAAUCAUAUGUUGGUUCAUCAUCAUUUUUUGUUUUAAGUAGAACCUUUGGUCUAUAUUUAGACUCCGAACCGAAACUGGCGGGCGAGAACCGAGGAGUCCCCAAGCCACGCCACUCCACCCCAAUUUCCAUGUGAGAGCCGAGGACCCAAGCGAGAGCGGAGGACCGACAUCCGGAUCUGCAUCCUGCCGCUCAACUCGACCGCGCGUUCACCCCACAGGGACUCACGACGAAGAGAAUCGAUGGUGCACGGAACGCUGGAGGUGCUGCUCGUCGGCGCCAAGGGCCUCGAGAACACCGAUUUCCUGUGCAAUAUGGACCCGUACGCACUUCUCAAAUGCCGCUCGCAGGAGCAGAGGAGCAGUAUUGCAUCAGGCAAAGGUAGUAACCCUGAAUGGAACGAAAGCUUUGUCUUCACCGUGUCAGACCAAGCUACGGAGCUGGUGAUCAAGCUUAUGGACAGCGACUCGGGCACAUCGGACGACUUCGUUGGUGAAGCAACGAUUCCCUUGGAAGCAGUUUAUACGGAAGGGAGCAUUCCACCAACAGUUUAUAAUGUUGUGAAAGGUGAACACUACUGUGGAGAAAUCAAAGUCGGUCUCACAUUCACUCCCGAGGAUGUUCGCCAGCGCGGUCUCCCCGAAGACUUCGGUGGCUGGAAACAAUCGCAUUGAGCAGAUUCGGAAGAACAAGGAUGCUCGUCAAGCCUUGAGGCCUUGAAUCACCAUCUCAUGCAAAUACAAUACGAAACUCAGUCAAUUUUUCCUCGAACCAAAAAACUCACUCACUUUGGAUUUUUAUCUGUUCCUUUUGAGCUGAAAGUCAGUCUGGCUUCAUCAAUCAUGUUAGAAGUACUAGUACUACUCGUGAAUUUAAACUGUAGAUAUCUGCAAUUCCUGCAUUAAGUGUCUUCUUAGUACUGGAAAUAAUAGUGUACGUACUGUUUA